Periconia digitata is the source of this 2305-nucleotide messenger RNA. Lineage: Eukaryota; Fungi; Ascomycota; Dothideomycetes; Pleosporales; Periconiaceae. The record is from the annotation of a GenBank genome assembly.
CUGCAUCUCUCUCACCAUGAUACCUGCAUCCCCUUUCUCCAUCUCUAUUCUCGUUUUUACACAUCUGCUUGUUGAAUGCAUAGCCCUGCACCUCCCUUUCUGCUCGUGCACAGUCUUGAAUUCGCUCGUCUCUGGCAUGUGACGCUGCGAUCGUUUGAGCAACCUUCCUAAUCCGUGCCAGCAACCCCAGACUUUGACGUCCGUACCAAGGCCAGGUGCUGGUCCACACGACUCUUUGUUUAAUGAACCACCGUGAGGAUUGCCAUUUAGGCUAGGGUACGGAGUGGAGAUCGAUCGUCGUCGAGAAUAAUAUAAAGGUUGGGGGGGAUAUCGCUGGUGCCCAAUGCACUUCACUGCUUUCAACUCAUCGCCCGGCCCUCGGAAGGUCGAUUCGUCCCAAGUCUGCCGUGAUCCAAGUACUGCCCCCUUGAUCGAUUAUAAGACCGCCGUCAUCAUGAUAUUGGGUAGCGCGGUACUCGUCGGUGGAGUGGCGGCUACGCUGUUUGCGCCCGUCAGCGGACUUCCUGCAACCGCGCCUAUUGGGCAUAAGCGCGACGCGCUUGAUGACUGGAUAGCGAAGCAGGAGCCCAUCUCGUAUGCCGGUAUCCUCGCAAACAUCGGAGAAGCAGGAGCCAGGUCGUACGGUGCAGGGCGAGGCUUGGUCUUGGCCAGUCCCUCCACGGUAGAUCCUGAUUACUACUACACUUGGACACGAGAUGCGGCAUUGACCUUCAAGGCGCUGAUUGAUCGCUUCAUUGUCACCAAAGAUGCGUACUUGCAGACGCACAUCAAUGAUUUCAUCACUGCGCAAGCGGCUCUUCAGACAGUGUCGAAUCCAUCUGGAACUUUCCAAGACGGCUCCGGCCUGGGAGAAGCAAAGUAUAAGCCCGACGGGACUGCAUUCACGGGAGAUUGGGGUCGACCGCAGAGAGACGGACCUCCGCUCCGUGCCACAGCACUCAUCGCCUAUGGAAAGUGGCUCAUUUCCAACGGGUACCAGGAUGCUGCUACCAACAUUGUAUGGCCUGUAGUGAAGAACGAUUUGGCGUAUGUGGCGCAGUACUGGAACCAGACGGGCUUUGAUCUGUGGGAAGAAGUCAAGGGAUCAUCUUUCUUCACCACGGCUGCGCAGCAUCGUGCACUGGUCGAAGGUUCAUCCUUUGCUGCAGCAGUUGGGUCGUCGUGUCCCGAUUGCGAUAGCCAGGCUCCACAAAUUCUGUGUUUCUUCCAGACGUACUGGAACGGCGAGUACAUUGUGUCCAACACCAACGUGGACAACGGGAGAAGUGGAAAAGACGUCAACUCCAUCUUGACCAGCGUCAACACAUUCGACCCACAGGCAGGAUGUGACGACGUGACAUUUCAACCAUGCUCACCCAAGGCGCUUGCGAAUCACAAAGUUGUCACCGACUCCUUUCGCAGCAUCUAUGGUGUCAACAACGGAAUUCCAGAGGGCGCCGCAGUGGCUGUCGGUCGCUACCCAGAAGAUGUCUACUACAACGGCAAUCCGUGGUACCUGGCGACCCUUGCAGCUGCCGAACAGCUCUACUUUGCUCUUCACCAGUACAGCGCUCAGAACUCACUCACCAUCACAUCGACGUCCCUCGCCUUCUGGAGAGCUCUCGACUCUUCUGCGGCCGAAGGAACGUACGAUUCAUCUUCUCAAACCUACACGACUCUCACAGCAGCCUUGCGAAGCUACGCAGACGGGUACGUGGCUGUAGCCCAGAAGUACACACCUACCGACGGUGCCCUCGCCGAGCAAUUUGAACGCACAUCGGGAGCGCCGUUAUCCGCCAAGCACCUCACGUGGUCAUACGCGUCAGUGCUCACAGCGGUAUCAGCGCGGAACGGCGAUGUGCCUGCCUCCUGGGGUGCAUCCAACAAUUCUCUUCCCUCGACUUGCCAGUCCUCGUCGGUGGCAGGGUCGUAUACGGCUGCCCCAACAUCGCCUACAUGGCCCGACUUCCCGUGCUCGCCGGCGGCUAGCAUCGCGGUCACUUUCAACGUUCAGACGCGCACGGCGCCCGGGCAGGAGAUAGUCGUGGUUGGUGACGUCGAGGCACUGGGAAGUUGGAAUGUGGAGCGUGCACUCAAGCUCGAAGCGAGUCGGUACCGCGACGCGGACUUCCCACUAUGGCUCGGGCAACUCCAAGGGGUGCAGGCUGGCUCGCGCAUCGAGUACAAAUACGUAAGACGAGAGGCGAACGGUGAUGUUGUAUGGCAGGGUGGAGAUAAUGGGGUUGUGGAGGCCAAGGUGGAUGGAUGUAGAGAUGCGGUUGCUGUUGGGGAUCGAUGGGAUUAG